UCUCCUUGUUUGAGAAAAACACAACACACAUACAUCUCUCCUAAAACCCAUAUCCGGCCACCGCCGCUUUAAACCACCACCAAGGCAGCCACCGGCAACCGCCAAGUCAGCCAUCCUUCUACGACCUCCACCAAGCCAGGCAUCGUCCGACCACUACGGUUCUCUUUUGCUAACGCCAACCACUUAAUGGCCGAGGAAGAACUAGUGAUUAGAGAGGAUCCUGCAGAGGAACAACUUGAUGCAGAAUUGGAACGUUUGAAGGCUGAAAAGAAAGAGAAAAGGAAAAGACGUUUAUUGGAGGAAGCUGCCAAGGCUGCUAAGCGUGGGGUCUGCUACUUGAGCCGAAUUCCUCCACGCAUGGAUCCUUUAAAGCUUCGUCAAAUUCUAUCCCAAUAUGGAGAGCUUGAGAGAAUUUAUCUUACACCAGAAGAUCCUGCUGCUCAUAUUCACCGUAAAAAAGCAGGUGGUUUCCGUGGACAAGGUUUCACAGAAGGAUGGGUUGAAUUCACCAACAAGAACGUUGCGAAAAGGGUUGCUUCAAUGUUAAAUGGUGAACAAAUAGGUGGAAGGAAGAAGUCAUCAUUCUAUUAUGACCUUUGGAACAUUAAAUACUUGAGUAAAUUCAAAUGGGAUCAUCUCACAGAAGAGAUUGCAUAUAAGAAUGCUACGAGAGAGCAAAAACUAGCACUGGAACUAUCAACAGCUAAAAAGGAGCGUGAUUUCUAUCUUGCAAAAGUUGACCAGUCUCGUGCUUUAAGCUCUAUAGAUGAACGGCUGAAGAAGAAGCGCAAGACCCAAGAAGUGAAUGGAUCAACAGCAGAUAUUCCAGGAGAUCAUCAGGCGGCAAAAGUUAUGCGCAUGUUCCGUCAAACAAAACCAGUCAGAGAUGGUGGUGAAAAGCAAAAGCAGGGGCUCUCAAAGGACCUUUUGGCUGGGGUUUUUGGUGGUUCUCCAUGAAGUUACUCGCGAGGGUUGUAAAGUGGUAUUAGAGGAUAGUUCUUUAGUUCAUUCAAGCUCUUGUACGCAAAGCAAUUUUGAACCUCUGAUUGACAAAAUUUUGUAAUAUCUUUUCUCUUUGUUUGAACAUUGAGAUUAUGUCCUAAUAGAUGCAAUCGGCUUGUUAUCUAUAUAUGGGUUGAUUUGUUUUUGAA
This is a messenger RNA of Erigeron canadensis, 1151 nucleotides long. Its product is annotated as pre-rRNA-processing protein esf2. Gene Ontology annotation, molecular function: RNA binding. Gene Ontology annotation, cellular component: nucleolus. The transcript has 8 exons. Lineage: Eukaryota; Viridiplantae; Streptophyta; Magnoliopsida; Asterales; Asteraceae. The coding region runs from base 187 to 957 and encodes 256 amino acids. Gene Ontology annotation, biological process: small-subunit processome assembly; endonucleolytic cleavage in ITS1 to separate SSU-rRNA from 5.8S rRNA and LSU-rRNA from tricistronic rRNA transcript (SSU-rRNA, 5.8S rRNA, LSU-rRNA); endonucleolytic cleavage to generate mature 5'-end of SSU-rRNA from (SSU-rRNA, 5.8S rRNA, LSU-rRNA). The record is from RefSeq and is a predicted model, not a curated record.